Achroia grisella is the source of this 1047-nucleotide messenger RNA. Its product is annotated as regucalcin-like. The transcript is spliced from 5 exons. The record is from RefSeq and is a predicted model, not a curated record. Gene Ontology annotation, molecular function: calcium ion binding; gluconolactonase activity. NCBI's taxonomy places the organism in Eukaryota, Metazoa, Arthropoda, Insecta, Lepidoptera, Pyralidae. Gene Ontology annotation, biological process: L-ascorbic acid biosynthetic process. The coding region runs from base 31 to 945 and encodes 304 amino acids.
UUUCUGCUGAUUCUUCUAGUAGUGCCUUCCAUGUCAGUACAAGUCCAGAAGAUCACGGAACCCUUGUUGCUGGGAGAGGGUCCUCACUGGGAUGAUCGACAGCAAGCGCUAUUCUUUGUCAGCAUAGUUGAGCAUACCAUUCACAAAUACGUACCUGCGACUGGGGUACACACCAGAACAAAAGUUGAUGAUCAUAUCGGAUUUAUAAUCCCCGUUGAAGAUACACUGGACCAAUUCGUAAUUGGCCUUAAAAACAAGUUCGUAAUAAUUCAAUGGGACGGUGAGGAUGGUACUCCCGCAAAGGUGGUGCGGCAGCUGGUAGACCUGGAUCCAUACAGUGAUGGGCCGACGCAGAUCAACGAUGGCAAGAUUGAUCCCAGAGGGAGACUCUACGCUGGUACAGUGUUGCCAAACGAAAAAUCUUUAACUGAAAUUGAACCGAAGGGCUCUCUGUACAGACUAGAUCGCACCGAAGUAACCAAACUGUGCAGUGGAAUCAGAAUAUCGAACGGGCUGGCGUGGGAUUUGAAAGAGAAGGCCAUGUAUUAUAUAGAUACUAUGGAGCUGAACAUCAGAAGAUAUGAUUACGAUGUCGAAACAGGAGAUAUAUCUAACCUCAAAUACAUUUUCGACUUCAAGGAGAACAAUAUAGAGGGCUAUCCUGACGGGGCCACCAUAGACACUGACGGGAAUCUGUGGGUCGCUGUGUUUGAAGGAUCCUGCGUUAUAAAAAUAGACCCGAGAACUGGUAAAUUAUUGCAAAAGGUACCCAUACCGGUGCUCCAGGUCACCUCUGUCGCUUUUGGGGGCCCCAAUCGUGAUAUCCUGUUCGUAACAACUGGUAAUAUCACAAUUGAUAGAGAGCAAGAUCCACCGAGUGGAGCCACCUUCAUGGUAAUCGGUCUGGGAGUUAAAGGAUAUCCCAUGGAAAAAUUCAAAUUAUAAAAUUGUUAAUAAACAAUACAGAAGGUUAGGCUGUAUGGUACUGUACCUUUGCGUUUACAGUUGUUCAUAAAAUAUUACUACGAUUGUCUUUAUAACGGUAUU